This is a messenger RNA of Trichobilharzia regenti, 1517 nucleotides long. The record is from the annotation of a GenBank genome assembly. Lineage: Eukaryota; Metazoa; Platyhelminthes; Trematoda; Strigeidida; Schistosomatidae.
CUAGGACUCAGCGGCGAAGUUGGAUUUGACCUUCAUAAUUGGCCAAUGGGGGAGUCCUCUUCUGAUGAGAGGUCGCAUCAUGACAAGAAGUCUAAAAGUAAACAUAAACACAAGCACAAAUUCAAAGAAGAUAAAGUAAAAGAUGGAGAGUUCCUGCGCCCUACCAAACUUCCUCGAUCCUACAGUGACAAAAAGCGUGAUCAUCAUGAUGAUAUAAAACAUAUACAUAUCAAAGAAGAACCUAAAGAGUCUUACAGCCCUCCUCCUAGACAUCGAUUAAGCAACCCAGUAAUAAUAAAAGAUGAAUCGCCUCCCCGGCGUGGCCGUGUCAGCUCUCCUGUAAUUCUCAGGGAUGAUACUGAUGUCAGUGACGCCAAACCAAAUCUCGGAAGAAGUGGACUUCUGGACAAAAAUUCAGCCCCAAUUGCAAAGCAAAAGGCAAAUUUUGAAUUAUCAGGGAAACUUGCGGAAGACACAAAUGUAUUUAAAGGUGUUGUGAUAAAGUAUAAUGAACCAGAAGAUGCUAGGAAACCAACCACACAUUGGAGGUUAUAUGCUUUUAAAGGGAACCAACCCCUACCUAUUUUACACAUACAUAGACAAAGUGGAUUCCUAAUUGGUCGUGAUAGAAAAAUAGCAGAUAUUCCUAUGGAUCAUCCAAGUAUAUCUAAGCAACACGCUGUUUUACAGUACAGAUUUGUUCGUGGAGCAAUUCGUUUGUAUGUCAUCGACUUAGACUCAGCGAAUGGAACUUACUUGAACAAUAACAGAAUUGAAUCCCGACGUUAUUAUGAACUCCUAGAAAAAGAUGUGAUUAAAUUUGGUUUUUCUUCACGUGAAUAUGUUGUUAUGACGUCGGAUACCGAUGUCGACGACUCACCUUAAGAGCAACCUAUGUACAGAAUAUUUGUUGAUAUAUUUUAUUUUAACCUUCUGUUACCGUUUUUUGUUUGUUUACAAUUAAGAAAAUUUACUGUCCAGUCAUUGAGAUAUUUUAUGGAAUUCAAAAUUGUAAAAAACCAGUUAUGUACAAAGUUAAUAUUACCCUUUCAUUUUUAUGCAAAGAAUUAGUCUUAUACAAUACUUGUAAUAAAAUGUAAAUGCUUUCUUAAUGAUACAAAGAGUACUAUUAAUCAUUCUUCUAUAACUCCACUGAACGCAUACGCUGAAUGAAUGUUGUCUACAUUAAAUAAAUGCCUUUUUGUGCAUACAUGAUUGUCUGAAAGUUUCCUACUUCUUAAGAAAUACCUCUAAUGAAUGGCAAGUUUCAAAAUUGUUUGCAAGGGCAAGGGCUCCUUUAAACAGUAUGUGGCUCUGAAACAUGGCCAAUACGCGUUGAAGACAUGAAAAGGUUGACUGCUUUCGAUCAUAGAUGUCUGCGAUCUCUGUCUCACGUUAGGUGGUUUCACAAGGUAAGUAAUGUUGAUGUUAGGCGUAGAGUGUUGGGCAAAGAGGGAAAAUCAAUCGACGAGGCUAUAAAGUUACAUAGACUAAAAUGGCUAGGUCACGUGCUGCGC